Messenger RNA from Cavenderia fasciculata, 3261 nucleotides. RefSeq lists its product as uncharacterized. The record is from RefSeq and is a predicted model, not a curated record. The coding region runs from base 1 to 3261 and encodes 1086 amino acids. The transcript is spliced from 4 exons. NCBI's taxonomy places the organism in Eukaryota, Evosea, Eumycetozoa, Acytosteliales, Cavenderiaceae.
AUGGAUGUUUUUGAUGUUGAUCUUUUGUUACUCUAUAAACAAAAAGCAAUUCCAAGAGGUACUUUAUCAUCAUAUAUCAUAUAUCAUAUAUCAUAUAUCAUAUAUCAUAUAUCAUAUAUCAUAUAUCAUCCACCUUUAUCAUCAUCAUCAUCAACAACAACGCUUCCAAAAAAAACAAUUAUCCUUUUUUUUAAAAUUAAAAGAAAAGAGGAUACAAAAGGACAUUCAAAUUCCACCUCAUCAUCCUCUUCUUCCUCCUCCUCCUCCUCUUGUCCAUCAUCACAUUUAAAUAACAAUCAACAAUUAUAUUUAAUUAAUUAUUCUCUUUUCAAAAUAUUUUUAAGAACAUACAGACAGACAUACAGACAUAGACAUAGAGGCUGUAAAAAAAUGGAACAAGUAGUUUCAACAGAUUAUUUAUUACAAGAUAGUUAUCUAAUUGGUGGAUAUCACGAAUCGAUAGAAUCACCACAAAUGCCAAAGGUUCUAGAGCCAUCGACACCCACAUUUUUUGGAGGGUCGACUCCAUCUGGAGCAGAUUCUGGUUUUCUUCAACAAGUUUCAUCUCCACCAACCAACAACAACACCACUUCUUCACCACCAACCAUGCAAAUGAUGAACAACAACAACAACAACAACAACAACAAUUUAGUUUCAUCAUCCAAUCCAACUCCAUUGUUGGUUUCUCAACCACCACAACAACAAUUUCAACAAAAUCCAUCACCAUCAGUUUAUAAUCCACAUUUACAAGAUCCACAAACUCAUGAACACUUUUUAAACCUUUUGACACAAAUCAAACAAACUCAACAAACUCUAAGUUCAUUCCAAACCAAUCAUGAAUUUAUUAAUGCUCAAACUGCUGCUGCAGUUGCUGCUCAACAAGUCGUUUUACCCGCUGCAGCAGUGACAAUAACAACUUCUGAUUCAGUGGUGGUGGUGGAAGAGGAUGGUAAUAGUACUGAUGCAUCAUCUAAAACGAAUCAUAUAACCAAUACGAUUGCAUUGGCAGCAGCAGUUACCAAUAAAACCAAAGGUAAAUCUACUGAAGCAAACUUGACCAUAUCAAUGCCAUCAAAAAAGAAUAUAAAAGCAUCUGCCAUUGCAUCACCACCAAAUUCACCUAGAAAGAGUUCUCGAAAUAGCAAGGUCAAACAUAAAACGCAACAAGUUCAAAAUCAUAUUACUCAAAUUCAAUUACAACAACAACAAUCGCAAUCAUCACCAUCAACAUUGGUCAAUACAUCAUCAUUAUUGACUUCACAACAACCACCAACAUUUAAAUUAUCUGGAUCACCUGUUAGCUCACCACCUCAAUCACCACUUACUCCACCUCCAACAACAUCGGGUAAAAAGAAUAGUGGUGGUAGCAGCACUAAUAACAACAGUAGAUUAAAGAAAUCGACAUCUUCAACUUUAACCAAUAAUUUUAACAACAAUACUAAUAAUAAUAAUAAUGUAAAUAGUUCAUCUUCAUCUUUAAAUAAUAAUUCACUAAAUACAAGUGGAAAUGCAAUCAAGAAUAUUCCUGAUGGUAAUCUUGGUCAAUCAACAGCUGGUAGUGAAGACAAGAAACAUAUUUGUCAAUCUUUUCUUAAAUACUAUCUCAAAGUUAAUCCUGCCCUUUCAACUCCAACUCUACGUCGUUCUCUUAUUCUCUCUCUCUAUGUAAAUAAGAUUCCACAAGAUCUAAGAUAUAGACGUCCAAAUGAUAUGGCAAAUCUUUGUGUUGUAUUAUAUGGUUAUUUAUAUUCUUCUUUAGAUGAGAAUACAAUUAGAGAAUUUAUAAAUACUCAUUCAUCAUCAUCAACAAGAAUAAAAAGAGAUGAUAAAAAGAAAAAGAGAAAGAGAGAUAAAGAAGGACAAGAAUCUGGAUCGGAUGGAAAGUUUUCACCCAAUUUGGAUAAAUCAUCGACAGUAAAGUCACAAAGAUCAUCAUCAUUGGAUCAAGACCCACUCUGGCCAGGUACUUCAAAUAGUCUUCAAACGACCACCUCACCAACCUACAAUUUCUAUGGUUCGAGUACCUCUCCAGAAACAAACGGAGUCUUAUCACCCAAUGCUGCUACAGGUGGCUCUACCUUUUUCUCUGCUGAUCAGACUACGGCUAUCCAACAAGACAUAACGAUGGGUGGAGCCUUUGUAAAUAGUGGUCAUUCAAUUUCCAAUCAACCACCACCAACUCAACCAUUGGAAGAUAAUGAAAAAGAGGUAUCACUUCACGAGGCUUUUAUCAAUUGUGUAAAGUCAUGUAAUCUUUUACCAUUCAUCGAGUUUAAGCCUGUCCAAGAACUUACCACCAUCCCAGAUUUCCCAUUGUCUGGCGGCGAGUGUCUCUACGCCUUUGAAGAUCUCGUUCGUUGGGAAAAUGAAAUCAAAGAUCAAAAACUUUCAAUCAAACAAAGUCAACAACAAUUACAACAACAACAACAACAAUUACAACAACAUCAAAAUCAACAAACAUUACUUCAACAGCAACAAACAUUACAAAACCAACAGAAAUCAAUUUAUCAACAACCGGAUCAUAUUUCACUAACAGCUACACUUCAACAACUCCAACAACAACAAAAACAAAUGCAAAGUUCAUUAAUUUCUUCUCCAUUAUUGACAUCAUCAUCAUUGACUUCACCAUUGAUAUCGUCAUCUUCAUCAUCAUUUCAACAACAACCUCAGCAACAAAUGUUACAGUCAAAUCCAUUAUCACCUACUCAAAUGCUUUUCCAAACCCAGCAACAACCUAUACAAAAUCAACAACAAUCAUUACUUUCACCACCAAUUUCAUUUGGUUUGGAAGAAGAUUGGAAAAAUUUAAUUGUUGGCGGUCAACAGCAGCAGCAAGCUACCAACAGUUUAAUGGUUGGAAAUGGUGGUGGUAAUGAUAUGCAACAAACAAUGGCCAUUUCGAAUAAUCCUAGUAUUACCAAUUCUGUAUUGAUCAAUGUCUAUGAAAACGAAGAAUCUUUUGUCAUCUAUGCAGCCAUUCCACAUAGUAAACCAAAUAAUCUUCGAGUCACAGUCAAUCAGAUGGAAGUCAUUAUAGAAGGUACCAUUUCUCUUCCCGAGAGUGUCUAUCUUCCCAAUGGCUCUGAUAUGCUCAUCCCUGUAUCCUAUCCAUAUAGCCAAAAACAAGAAUUUGCUGUUGGACCCUUUACCAAAAUGAUUCCCCUAUCUUGUCCUGUCAGCUCUUCAGUUGUAGGUAAAAAGGAGGGUAUUGUUGUCAUCAUUGCAAGAAAAGAAAUUUUAAAUCAUCAAUUUGGUUAUUAA